AUGCCAACACUGUACCGCAAGCCUCAAGCAGCAUCAGUAACUCAAACACGACUAGCGAACCUAUACAGUACAGCACACGUCAACCUUGGCGGCGUAGCGCAAACGGUUACAUCAAUUUCGAAGGCCGUUCAAACAAAUAUAUUUUCUCGAACGUCCGGCUUUUCUCAGCACUUGAAGUUUUUAGUACUACCCAGUAUAUCAUCAAACCAACCUGCCCAGGUUAUAUCGACAGUUGACUGGGAAAUUCCCAGUUGGAUCACUCUAGCAGAUCCAACAUUUGGCACACCUGGACCAGUUGACGCUCUCUUAGGAGCCGGAAUAUUUUUCCAACUUCUUCGUUAUGGCAAGUUAACAAUUGGAAGACACCCGCCUCUCCUGCAGAACACUGUGCUGGGCUGGAUUGUUUCCGGCGAAUGUUUGGAGCGAGAAUCCAGCCCACCGAAAACGUCUAGUUGCCACUUGACUCAUAAUCAACGUCUCGAAAAAUUGGUGGCACGAUUUUGGGAGCUGGAACAAUGUUAUUCUAAUAUUUGCUGGUCUCCGGCGGAAAAAUCCUGUGAGCAGCAUUUCAAAUCGAAUGUGCCUCGAAAUAAGGAGGGAAGGUAUGUUGUGCGUCUACCAAUGAAGCUGGAACUGCUUCCACGUCUUCGGGAUAAUCGCUUUAAGGCCCAGCGUCGUUAUCUCGCUUUAGAGCGCAAGCUUGAGGCAAAUCCAAGCUUACGAUGUCAAUAUAGUGAGUUCAUAAAUGAAUACCUGCAGUUAGGGCACAUGCGACUUGUAACUUCGGAGGAACUAGCAAACGAAAACCUCGAUCUUCCGCGGUAUUUUUUGCCGCACCACGCUAUUCUUCGUCCGGAAAGCACUACGACCAAGCUUCGUACAGUCUUUGAUGCAUCCUGUAAAAGUAACUCCGGAUUAUCGCUAAACGAUGUUUUAUAUGCUGGACCUACUAUUCAGGAUACUUUGCUGGCCAUUGUCUUACGGUUCAGAAUGCACGCUUUUGUCAUCACUGGGGACAUUGCAAAAAUGUACCGCCAGAUUCUUGUGCACCCAAACGAUCAACCUCUCCAAAGAAUCUUUUGGCGAGAUAAUACUUCCAAACCGCUUGAAACAUACCAACUUCUCACCGUCACAUAUGGGACGAGUUCUGCCCCAUUCCUCGCUACCCGAGUCCUGCAGCAGCUCGCGGAGGAUGGUAUCAAUGAAUAUCCUCUGGCAGCGGCAGUAGUUCGAAAAGAUAUGUAUAUGGACGAUUUACUUACCGGUUGCGAUGAUUUGAAAAUGAUGUUCCAGCUUUGUGCCCAAUUGAUGCAAAUUUUCGGGAAUGCUGGAAUGCAGCUUCGUAAAAUCUCCUCAAAUAAUCAUGAAAUUUUAAAUAUGAUUCCAAAUGACUGCCGAGAAACGAAAACGUUAGUUGAAUUCGAUUCAGAAACGCCGGUGAAGGCUCUUGGCUUGCUUUGGGAGCCAUCAUCCGAUUCGAUACGCUACAAAUUACCAAAACUUUCGCGCUGUGAACGUUAUACUAAACGAAUUGUUCUGGCUCAAACAUCGAGUUUUUUCGAUCCUUUGGGGUUGAUAGGUCCCGCCAUCGUGAAAGCAAAAAUAGUUCUUCAGACGCUCUGGAAAUUAGAAUAUGACUGGGACCAGCCGUUACCAAAAGCAUUCGCGACUGACUGGGAGCAGUAUCAGAGUCAAUUUAGCUGCCUAGGAAAACACGAAAACGUGUACUUGUGGAGCGAUUCCACUAUUGUGUUACAUUGGCUGUUCGCUAGCCCAUCGACAUGGCUAACGUUUAUCGCCAAUCGCGUGGCGGAGAUUCAAGAAAUUACAGAAAACUGCACUUGGAACCAUGUCCCUGGCGAACAGAAUCCCGCAGACUUAAUAUCAAGAGGUGUUCAUCUUAGCGAACUCAUCGACAGCUCUUUGUGGUGGAACGGCCCACCUUGGUUAGCUGCAGUGGAUCAGCCAUGGCCCCAACUUCCGGAAGAACUUCGUAAUGUGAAACAAAAGGACUUGGAAACACGAAAAGGAGUUUCAUUGUCGAUUGUUGUCCAAAAUGAACCGAAUCUGUACACUAAAUAUUCAUCCUUCACCACACUGCUACGAAUGAGUGCUCUUUGUAAACGAUUUGCUGAUAACUGUAGAACACGUAGGCGCCGAAAGCAGCAAGCCGAUUCGCGGCUACAUGAGUGUCGUAUUGGACCGCUCUCGGUGGACGAGUUAAAUGAAACACUACUACUUAUUAUCGGUCAAGCUCAGCGAGAACAGUUCGCAACAGAACUCAGCGCCUUGAAAGAGCAUAAGCCGGUUCCCAAUCAAUCACGUUUACGCUUUCUCAAUCCAGAGCUGCAUAACAAUUUAAUUCGUGUUAGUGGUCGGCUCAAGCAUGCUGGUAUUCCUUCAGACGCAAAAAACCCUCUCGUUCUACCAGCGAAGCACCCGCUUACCCGACUUAUCGCUGAAACCACGCACCGGCAACAAUUGCAUUGUGGGCCCCAACUGCUACUGGCCACGCUGCAUCAACGAUUCUGGCCGUUAGGCGGUCGAAAUCUAGUUCGAGAUGUUGUACAUGCGUGUGUAACCUGUGCUAAGGCACGACCUCGUUACCUGUCGCAACUAAUGGGGUCCCUACCAGCAGUUAGAGUCACACGGUCUUACGUCUUCGAAAACGUUGGUAUUGAUUUUGCUGGACCAUUUUAUCUACGACGUUCCAGCCCGCGGGCCUCACCAAACAAGUCAUACGUGGCCGUUUUCGUAUGUAUGGCUACGAAAGCCACACAUUUAGAUCAUCAGCAGCUUUCAUCGCCUGUCUUCGUCGCUUUGUUGCAAGACGCGGUCGGCCACAGAAUAUAUACUGCGACAACGCGACCAACUUUGUGGGGGCCGAACGGGAAAUUCGUAACCUUUUUCGAUCGUCGGAGCAUCGACAUUCUGUAA
Wyeomyia smithii (pitcher-plant mosquito) is the source of this 2937-nucleotide messenger RNA. RefSeq lists its product as uncharacterized. The record is from RefSeq and is a predicted model, not a curated record. The coding region runs from base 1 to 2937 and encodes 978 amino acids. The transcript has 3 exons. Lineage: Eukaryota; Metazoa; Arthropoda; Insecta; Diptera; Culicidae.